Messenger RNA from Neltuma alba, 968 nucleotides. RefSeq lists its product as uncharacterized. Lineage: Eukaryota; Viridiplantae; Streptophyta; Magnoliopsida; Fabales; Fabaceae. The transcript has 7 exons. Bases 1 to 744 code for a protein of 247 amino acids. The record is from RefSeq and is a predicted model, not a curated record.
AUGCCGGACAUAGUGUCGUGUUGCGAGACAUCCCUGGCAAUAAGAGGGGCACAACAACCAUCCAAGAGUUAUGUCAAAUAUGUCAUACGCCAAAAGCGGGCUGAUGCAAAGAAAGCUCUGAAAGAUCUCCUUCACAGAAGUGGGUCUUCUAAAUUUCCAUUUGAGAGUCAAGAAACAUGGAGAUUUGGAGACCGCAAUUUCUAUGGAGAUCAAGAUUGUGAUUCGGAAAGCUGUCACAAUAAACACCAAGCAAAGUCCCGCCAGCAGUCUGGAAAAUCAAAGAAGAAAGUAAAGCGAAAAAUCAAAAGAGCGGCUUUCUCUGAGGACUUUGAUUUUGAUUCUGAGACAACUUUCCAAGCUACAUUCGGUAAUAGAUGCUACACCUGGUCCUUUAGAAACUGGGCGAGGUCGUCCAGUGAGUAUUCAACCUCUGGCUUUGAAUGGAGGGAACAUUCAAACUGGACAAACAGUAGAACUAGGAAGUGGAAAAGCGCAAGUGAUGCUGAGUCUGAUGACGACUGCGAAGAUUCGUGUUAUGUAGGAUCACAGUUGGAGAGAACUGUCCUUGGUCUGCCUUCAACAGGCCCUCUAAAGCUCGAGGAUGUUAAAAAUGCUUUCCGGCUGUCGGCUUUAAAAUGGCAUCCUGAUAAGCAUCAAGGCUCUUCUCAGGCGGUGGCGGAGGAAAAAUUCAAAAUGUGUCUUGAUGCAUACAAGUCAUUAUGCAGGGCUCUUUCCCCAGCUUAGGUGACAGCUGGGGCACGUUCUGGUUCUGAAGCUGUCAGUUUCCAAUUCAAUAAUGAUGUCCGUCAGAGGUGGACCAACAUAUUUAAUUAUUUACAUUUUGUUUUUAUUGAUAACUAAAUCAAGAUUUUGAACCCGCAUUGUUGAAGGAAGAGUUGGGUGUGUCUGAGCUGUAUUACUAUUACGAGAAAAAUGAAGGGAGACACAGUUAUUUACUUAUUCUCUCU